This is a messenger RNA of Lithohypha guttulata, 909 nucleotides long. RefSeq lists its product as uncharacterized. Lineage: Eukaryota; Fungi; Ascomycota; Eurotiomycetes; Chaetothyriales; Trichomeriaceae. The record is from RefSeq and is a predicted model, not a curated record. Bases 1 to 909 code for a protein of 302 amino acids. The transcript has 4 exons.
AUGGAACACCGUAAUCCACGUCCACAUACGCAUCUAUAUGAUUGGGACUGGACAGAUGCACCAGAAGCGGGGAAUGAUAUAACAAGUAAGGAAGACGGAAUCCAAGCUGAUCAUCCAGCACAGCCGCUAGACGCCAAUGCUAUCCGUUCUGAAGAAGAGCCUGUCACGAGAAAAGUUAUUACAGAGCCAUGUGAGAAUGUUCGAGGUGAAAGGUCACAGACACUCUCUCCCACAAAGUCUCUCGUUUCAAGCGCACGACCAACGUCGCUGCCUGGUAUCAAGACACAAUCCCCGUGGUCGCUCUAUGACAAGUGCUACGAACUUGAUUUCGGAGAGGGAUUCAUGUGGAUUGUCCGUAAGAAGGUCGGCGCUCGGACACUGUUCUUGAUGCAUCAGACCAGUGAUGUUGACCUGGAAAUACUGUCGGAAAGCUUUCGCAAAGCGCGAAGUCCAUAUUUCGUGAAAUGCUUCGACAUUCUGCAAACCGGAAGUGACACAAAUAUCAUCUUGGAGUUCAUGAACAUGUCAUUGGUGCAAGUCAUUGGGGCGCCAAGGCCGGUGACCGAACAAGAGGUGCGCUCCAUUGUGGGACAACUUACCAAAGGACUGUUGGAGGCUGAGCAUGCUCGUGCGCCAGGAUCCCAUCUCGAUCUCUCCAGAAUAUGGUUGAACCUCAACGGCGAUGUCAAAAUAUUACCGCAGAUUGUCGAAGUCGGUAGAAGCCGUAACCUCGAUGCAGCACAGAAGCGUGUGCACAGUUUAGGGUCCAUAAUUCAGAAAUUGGUGGCAAAGACGAAUAGGCCAGACCUGUCCUCGAAUGCAGGGCCCGGGCAUUACUCCCGAGAUCUGCUUGAUUUCAUGGGCGAAACCACAACAGGCGAUGUGAAGACAUUAUUGAAGCUAGCAUGA